Molecule: messenger RNA, 1974 nt
Organism: Pimephales promelas (fathead minnow)
Lineage: Eukaryota; Metazoa; Chordata; Actinopteri; Cypriniformes; Leuciscidae
Source: RefSeq, a predicted model, not a curated record
GCGCUUUAAUGACGUCACUGGAGUGAGACAGCAGUGCAGCUGUGUUUGUCCGCUGUUAGUUUAGUUUUCCUGAAUUGUGUCGUUCGUCUGACAUUUCCCUGAAGAUAUUCUUUAGACGUAGUCACUUUUUCAGCUGAAACAAAAUGACGUUGCAGUGGACGGCGGUCGCUUCCUUCCUGUAUGUGGAAAUUGGUGUUCUUGUCAUCUUCUGUCUACCUUUUGUCUCUCCACAAAGAUGGCAGAGGAUUUUCAAAUGGAGCAUCUGGAACCGUCUUUCCCAGUUCUGGAACAAGGGCUUUCUCACCAUGAUAGUAAUCCUCAUUGUUCUCUUUCUUGACGCCCUGCGUGAGGUGAGGAAGUACUCGAACGCCGACCAGACCAAAGAUGCCAAACUGCACCCCAACAUGUUCGACCACAUGCACAUGAAGCUCUUCCGAGCCCAGAGGAACCUCUACAUCUCUGGCUUCUCGCUCUUCCUGUGGCUUGUCAUGAGGAGAGUCAUCACUCUGAUUAACCAGUUGGCCGUGGCCCUCGGCACCAGUGUUGCUCUGCAGACUCAGGCUGAAAGCGCCAACAAAGCUGCCAAGAAAUACAUGGAGGACAAUGAGUUGCUCAAACAGGCACUGGGCGAUCCUAAAGGAGAAGGAGGGAAGAAACAAGAUACAGAAGAGAACAAACUCCUGAAGAAAGAGGUGCAGAGACUGACGGAGGAGCUUCAGAGCAGAACAGACGCUCUGAAAAAGUCCAAGUCGGAUUUAGACGCCAUGAAGAAACAAACUGAAGGACUAACCAAAGAAUACGACCGUCUCCUUCAAGAGCACCAGGAGCUUCAGAAUCAGCUGGACAAUGAAGACAAAAAGGAUAACUAGGCAAAGGGACACAAUGGAAACCUGUAUGAUAAUCACUCACCUGGUAGCAUGACAUCACCUCCUGUCAGGUUACCUGCUCGCCACACAUUUGUAGUAGCGGUUUGGCUUUGAUACACAUCUUCGUUUUGAUGUUUUGAUGCGGGGCAGUGCCGUUUUUUUGAAGAUCGUCUCCAAAAAACUGUAUAGUCUGUAUAACUGUGUAGUCUGAUGUUUGCAUGUUGCAUUGCUUUACCUCAUGUUGCUUUCAUUCGCCUCUGCUUGAUUCUCUCCCUCGUUUCAUUUCAAAGUGCAUAUCGAUCCAGGCUGUCGUGCAACAUCCAGAAACUUCCCACAAACAAACUUGCAAAGUUGAGUCAUAGUAUCUGUAAUAUCAGGAAAACUUCAAGCAUAUUUUCACAGCAUAUCACCAACAGAAACUAGUCCGUUGACACAAUCCAUCAGGUUGCACGUGGAACAUACAUUAGAGGCUGCAGUAGUCAUUUAAAUCAACUUUAAUUAAGAAUAAUAAAACCGUGUACACAUAAACAACAGAAAAUAAUAAGUAAACGCGUCACAGGGCAGAGCAAACAGUCUGGUAGUGAGCGGUUAGUGUGUUUGUUCUGGAGUCUGGAGACGAGAGGUAGGUCAGUUACACCUGAGUUCAGUCACUGUUAGUUGUUAAACAAAUGCAGACACCACAGAAAAAAGAUUUCCCAGUCCAAUAGCGACAUCCGUCAUUUUGAGAAAUUUGAGGUAGCUGUUUCUGUGCUAUUGAUACAAUUAAAUCUCACAAAACAUGUCUAGGCCACAUUUCACCACAAAAUUAAACCAUUUAAAAAAACAACAUUUUAAUUAUGUCUCAAUUAAGCACAUUUUCCCUUCAGUUAAGUAAAAGAUUAUGUAAUACUCACAAACAAAUGCCCAGAUGCAUUACAGUAGAAUUAAUUUCUUCAUGCGAAUUAUAACUUGCGAUUUAGAUUUUAGGAGUAAAUCUGAACUGGACAUGUUUUUUGUGGUUUACUCUGUUUUUGAUGAAGUCUGAUUGUUCACCUAUUCUCCAACAUUUAGACUUAUGGGAAGAUUAAAAGACCGAAAAUUACCCAGCGCUGUGAGGCAUUAAAAAAAA